This is a messenger RNA of Patiria miniata (bat star), 1603 nucleotides long. RefSeq names its product putative glutathione-specific gamma-glutamylcyclotransferase 2 (gene chac1). The coding region runs from base 114 to 821 and encodes 235 amino acids. Gene Ontology annotation, molecular function: glutathione specific gamma-glutamylcyclotransferase activity; gamma-glutamylcyclotransferase activity. The transcript has 3 exons. The record is from RefSeq and is a predicted model, not a curated record. Gene Ontology annotation, cellular component: cytoplasm. NCBI's taxonomy places the organism in Eukaryota, Metazoa, Echinodermata, Asteroidea, Valvatida, Asterinidae. Gene Ontology annotation, biological process: glutathione catabolic process.
GACGACCCGUGGGUGGAAAGCAGCAUGCGAGAUCGGAAAGGCCCAUACUGAUCAGAAUCACGUAGAUCUCGUGCAGUAAACAGCAUCAAAAUAGUCGAAUUCUGCUCACAGAAAUGGCGCCAAACGACAGCUUUUUGCCCGAAUACUGCACAGACACGACCAGUCUGUGGGUUUUUGGCUACGGUUCCCUUCUCUGGAAACCAAAUUUCGAGUAUUCGACGGUGGAAAUCGGUCAUGUCAAGGGGUAUGUUCGGCGGUUCUGGCAGGGCAACACGACGCACAGAGGAGUGCCAGGAAAGCCUGGAAGAGUCGUCACAUUAGUUGAACAAGCCGAGGGUGUGACGUGGGGUAUGGCCUUCCUUCUCCAGGGUGAAGCACAAAUUCUAGCAGCCCUUGGCCACUUGAACACCAGGGAAUGCAGACUGGGUGGUUACACAUUCCAGAACACCACUUUCUACGCCAGGGCUGGCUCGCAACACGACGUGGUGGUCUACACCGCUACGCCGGACUGCCCCCACUACAUGGGCCCCGCCCCGGUGCACACUAUAGCCACAGAGAUCCUGAGCUCCCGGGGGAUGAGCGGACACAACAUGGAGUACCUGUUCCAACUGGCGGAGACCGUACGAAGACUGAUCCCGGAGGAUGAGGACAAUCAUCUCUUUGAGUUGGAAUCUACAACCAGGAGAUUGCUUCACCGUCUCAGCUCCCGAACACCAUCCCAAGAAAUCUUUGCUCUUCCUGUCAAAUGCACAGAUGAAGAUAAUAAUAACAAUCUUAAAGCAUGGCCAUCUAGUACAUCUACUCUUACCAUCAGCCAUUAACAACAAUUAUCAGUAUUUUGGAUAUUUUUUAUUUAUGUUAGUAGAGAGAAAAGAUCUGUAUCAUUCUUCCAUCGAUGUAACAGCACCUGAGGCCAUGUGAAGUUCAACAAAAGUUAAAAUGUCAAUGAAAAUGAACUACGCAUGAAAAAAAAGCUGUUGACUGCACUUGUCAUAACAAAAUACACAGGGUAAAAUGGAGCAGACACAUGGCAACAGUAAACCAAAAACAAGGUUAUAUAUGAAGUUUAUCAUCUUGGCCAGUAAAUGUACAUAGCAUUGUAAUAUAAAGAUGUAGAUAUUGAAAAAAAAAAUAUUUAUUUUUAUUUAUUUAAAAAAGUGUAUAUGGACAAUAAACACUUUGCAUGAAUAUAACUUCUAAACGGCAAACAUUUCCUCUAACAUUUCCAGCUGUUUCAUAUUCAUGUAAUUCUUUUGUGUGAACCUGCGUGUUCCCUCCUGUGCAUGUUGUAUUUUGUGUGUGUAUCUCUGUGCCUUGAGCAUCUAAUCAAGGUGGAUCUGGGGCAUUAAAAAAAUGCUCUGUAUUAUUAUUAUUAAUGUGAAAUAUCGGCAAAUGCAAAUAAGCCCUGUCCCCAAUUUCAAUCUUGCACAGCUGUUGUGAAUGGCUGUUGUGGUGCUACUGUCAUGUUCACAAAGACUUCAAAAGCGACUGAAUUACCUUGAUGAGUUCAUGCUAAUGAGACGUUUUUAUUAUGGCAUUAAGCUGAAUGAAAAAUAUCAACAAAAUUGCACAAUUUAAACAUACCGUCUAUUCUAAAGAAAAA